This is a messenger RNA of Striga asiatica, 2441 nucleotides long. NCBI's taxonomy places the organism in Eukaryota, Viridiplantae, Streptophyta, Magnoliopsida, Lamiales, Orobanchaceae. The record is from the annotation of a GenBank genome assembly.
UACAAAAAGAAAAUCCUCGUUAGCAGUAACACCAGAAUACUUUUCCCAACAUCAUGGCGACAUAGUUUCUGCUAUAUGUCAACAUACUGUCGACAAUUCCGUACUCCCCAGCCCGCCAUUACCAAUCCACGCGCCACUUGAGCUCAACAACCAUGGAUUCGCUCGCCAUCCUGUCCUCAUCCCGCCAAUAUUCUUCUCCCUCGCUUUCUGCCUUAUAUUUCUUCGCAUUGUCGCCUGCAAUCUCUAUCGUUCUCAGGCGCAUUUCGUCGAACACAAGCGAUACAGUUCGAAAUCUUGAUUUCUGCUGUGAAUUUUUCCCUUAUUGUCUGCAUUUUCGGAGAUGGGAUCGUUGCCCGCCAUUGAAAAGCCUCUGGAGUAUCCAUUAGCUCGUCGAGAUGAGUCCAUGGUUGAUAACUAUCAUGGCGUCAUGGUCCACGAUCCUUACCGAUGUUGUAAUAACCUUAUCAUGAGAGCUCGGACAUUGCUUGAGGAUCCUGAUUCUGAGGAGACAAAAGACUUUGUGGAGAAGCAGAUGAAGUUAACAGAUUCUGUGCUCAAAACAUGUGAAACAAAGGAAAAGCUUCGCGACAAGCUUACGAAGCUAUACGAUUUUCCCAAGUAUGAUGCUCCAUUUAGGGCCGGGGACAAAUAUUUUUACCUUCACAACACGGGUCUGCAACCACAACGAGUCCUAUAUAUUCAGGUUUUCGAUAGUUUGCAUGGAGAGCCCGAGGUUUUGCUUGAUCCAAACACAUUAAGUGAAGAUGGUACAGUGGCUUUGAAUACUUAUGCAGUUAGUGAGGAAGCAAAAUACUUAGCAUAUGGCAUUAGUUAUAGUGGAAGUGAUUGGGUGACUAUCAAAGUUAUGAGGAUUGAGGACAAGACAGUCGAGGCCGACACUGUUUCAUGGGUUAAGUUUUCGAGUAUUAGUUGGACGCACGACGGCAAAGGUUUUUUCUACAGUCGUUAUCCAGACCCAGGGGCUAGAAAAUUAGAUGCUGGGACAGAGACACGAGUCAAUCUACACCAUGAACUGUAUUAUCACUUUUUGGGUACUGAUCAGUCGGAAGAUAUACUGUGCUGGCGGGACCCGGACAAUCCUAAACAUACACGUUCGUCCUCAGUGACAGAGGAUGGGAAGUAUGUUCUUCUGUACACAUACGAAAAUUGUGGUCCAGUCAACAAGAUUUACUACUGUGACUUAACAGCAAUGGCCCAAGGGCUCAAGGGCCAUAGAGCCAAAAAGGAGUUGCUUCCUUUUGUGAAGCUCGUCGACACUUUUGAUGCCUCUUAUCACUAUGUUGCAAAUGAUGACACAAUUUUCACGUUAAGAACGAAUAAGGAUGCUCCUAGAAGCAAGCUGGUCCGUGUAGAUCUCAGAACACCUAAUUAUUGGUCCGAGUUGCUUCAAGAAGAUACUAAGGAUGUGCUUGUCUCUGCUAUUGCGGUUAAUGGUAAUCAACUGGUGUUGAACUAUUUGAGUGACGUGAAAAACGUUUUGCAAUUAAGAGAUUUGCAGACGGGCGCCUUUUUGCACGAUUUGCCGCUUGAUAUUGGGACGGUGUCCCAGAUUUGUUCUAGGCGCAAGGACAGCAUCGUCUUUAUUGGUUUUACGAGCUUCCUUGUUCCUGGCAUUAUUUAUUCAUGUAAUUUGGAAGCUGAUGUCCCGAAAAUGGAAAUAUUUCGAGAAAAUGUUGUCCCUGGCUUUGACAGGAUUGCUUUCGAAGCUCGUCAGAGACCUGAUCUGUUUGGCUGUGCACUUGCUCAUGUUGGUGUCAUGGACUUGCUAAGGUUUCACAAGUUUACCAUCGGCCAUGCAUGGACAUCAGACUUCGGUUGUUCAGAUAUAGAGGAAGAGUUCCAUUGGCUAAUCAAGUACUCACCGUUGCACAAUGUGAAGAGGCCAUGGGAUAAUAAAUCUCGUCUUACGUUAGUGCAAUAUCCUUCGACCAUGUUGCUCACAGCAGACCAUGAUGACCGGGUCGUACCUCUGCACUCACUCAAGUUAUUGGCGACCAUGCAACAUGUGCUAUGUACAAGCUUGGAGACGAGUCCUCAAACGAAUCCAAUUAUUGGACGUAUAGAACGUAAGGCGGGACAUGGUGCUGGGAUGCCGACCCAAAAAAUGAUUGAUGAAGCUGCAGAUAGGUACAGUUUCAUGGCAAAGAUGGUGGAUGCAUGGUGGACUGACUAGAAUAUGCUGCCAGGGAAGACACAGAGCUUUAUAGACUAUGGAACAUCAAUAUGCGUGUUUCUAUUUGAAGGAUUUACAUAAAUAAUGGUCUCCUUCAGGAUCAUCUCAUUAAUGUAAUACUUGAAAAUAUUGCAAGUAACACUAUCCUUCUGUAAUUCUAUCAGAGCCUAAUAUUAGACAUUCAUCUAAAAAUGGGUACCACAAUGCACAUUUAAGCAAUGGUGAUUGGAUUACCUUCUUUUUUUUU